AUCUCAGCCUGUUUUGGUUUGGUUAAUAUUUCCCUUACCUUUUAGUGCUUGUCAGAAAGGCCAGAAGAAAAGGGCCGUGCUUGAUUGUAGACUGUGAUGGGUCUUGCUUCUUGAAAAGUUGGAGCAAAUCUCCGACCCCACUUUUCCAAAUCUGUGUUUCUUUUUAAAACAAUAACGCUUUUCUUGUUAUGUUUAAGGUUGAAGUUGGAACCUAAAAAGCAGGCAAAAAUAUGAAUGGAAAUGAAGUUGUAUAGAUAUGGAAACGGAUGAGAGACAAAUGAGGCCUGUUACUCUCCUGUGAAUACUCAAUUUCUUCCACUUCUCUUUUGUCCUUUCUUAGACCAAAUCCAUGCUUCCUUAGGUCUCUCGUCUCUGGUUCUGUCGUCAACUUCACUCCAUUUUUGGUCCGAAAAAUUUUGAAGAAGAAAUAAAACCCACCAUGAUAUAUAGCACGUAAACACAUGUUAUCCAGUCCCCCUACUUCUUUUUAAGUUUCUUUUUUCAAAAAUCACAACAGUCAUCAAUUCCUGUAAUGGUGGAGAUCUUAUACUUGGCUCUUUCUCGAUUAAGUGUCUGAAAGUCCCAACAGAACCAGAUCAUCUUCUUCAGCUUGUCAUGAGAUAAUCCCAGUAGAUCGUGAUGGCCAAAGAGUACAGUGGAUCGCCAAAGCAUCAUCAGCUAGAAACAAAGGGGAAGCGUCUCACUUGGAUUCUAGGGGUUAGUGGCCUCUGCAUAUUGUUUUAUGUGUUGGGAGCUUGGCAGAAUACUUCUACUCCCACUUCUCGAUCUGAUGUAUACACUAGAGUUGGUUGUGAUACUAAUGCCACUACAUCAGAGAAGGGCAAUGCUGCAGUUAAUCCAUCAUCAACCAACUUGGACUUUGCAAGCCAUCAUCAAGUUGAGCUCGACAGUUCUAAAACAGUCAGUCAGUUCCCGCCGUGUGAUAUGUCAUUCAGCGAGUACACUCCCUGCCAAGAUAAAGUGAGGGGAAGGAAAUUUGAUCGUAACAUGAUGAAAUAUAGAGAGCGGCAUUGUCCCACGAAGGAAGAACUCCUUCUCUGUCUUAUUCCUGCUCCACCAAAAUAUAAGACCCCUUUUAAAUGGCCUCAAAGCCGAGAUUAUGCCUGGUAUGACAACAUCCCUCAUAGAGAACUUAGCAUUGAAAAGGCAAUUCAGAAUUGGAUUCAAGUGGAGGGUGAUCGUUUCAGAUUCCUUGGGGGAGGCACCAUGUUCCCUAGGGGAGCUGAUGCAUAUAUCGAUGAUAUUGGCAAGCUCAUUCCCCUUACCGAUGGAACCAUCAGAACAGCAGUUGAUACUGGCUGUGGGGUUGCAAGUUUCAGUGCCUACCUCUUGAAGAGGAAUGUCUUGACAAUGUCUUUUGCUCCAAGAGAUACACAUGAAGCACAGGUCCAGUUUGCGCUGGAACGUGGAGUUCCUGCAAUGAUUGGAAUUAUGGGUUCACAGAGGCUUCCUUACCCAGCAAGGGCUUUUGACUUGGCUCAUUGUUCUCGCUGUUUGAUCCCUUGGCAAAACUAUGAUGGUUUGUAUCUCACCGAAGUGGAUCGGAUUCUAAGGCCUGGUGGUUAUUGGGUUCUCUCUGGUCCACCUAUUCACUGGAAGAAGUACUGGAGAGGCUGGGAAAGGACACAGGAGGACUUGAAACAAGAGCAAGAUGCUAUUGAAGAUGUUGCCAAACGACUAUGCUGGAAGAAAGUGAUUGAACAGAAUGAUCUAUCAGUUUGGCAAAAGCCCAUCAACCACGUUGAGUGUAUUGAAAGUAAGAAGGUCUUGAAAACACCACACAUAUGCAAAUCAGAUGAUCCAGACACAGCUUGGUACAGAAAUUUGGAAGCUUGCAUAACCCCACUUCCAGAAGUAAACAGCUCAGAUGAUGUUGCUGGUGGCGCAAUAGAAAAAUGGUCAGAGCGUGCGUUUGCUGUUCCACCAAGAAUUAGCAGUGGCUCAAUACCAGGCGUCAGUGCUGAGAAAUUUAAAGAGGAUAAUGAACUUUGGAAGGAAAGAGUAGCACAUUACAAACGGAUUAUUAGUCCCCUAUCCACUGGACGGUAUCGGAAUAUUUUGGACAUGAAUGCUUACCUUGGGGGAUUUGCAGCGGCAGUCUUAAAGUAUCCAGUGUGGGUCAUGAAUGUGGUCCCUGCAAAUUCUGAUCAUAACACUUUGGGAGUUAUUUAUGAACGUGGUUUAAUUGGUACGUACCAGGACUGGUGUGAGGCAUUCUCAACAUAUCCAAGAACUUAUGAUCUCAUCCAUGCUAGUGGCUUGUUUAGUAUAUAUCAGGACAGGUGUGACAUCACUUACAUCUUGCUGGAGAUGGAUCGGAUUCUGAGGCCAGAAGGGGCGGUUAUAUUUAGGGACACUGUGGAUUUGCUUGUGAAGGUUAAGAGUAUAACAGAUGGAAUGAGAUGGAAGAGUCAGAUCAUGGACCAUGAAAGCGGACCCUUCAAUCCAGAGAAAAUUCUUGUUUCUGUCAAAACAUACUGGACUGGUGAAGCUACACCAAAACAACUCUAGUAGAGAUUUAUACUGUAUCUCUCUCUCUCUCUCUCUCUCUCUCUCUCUCUUUGCACUUUCCUUUUGUAAUUUUUAUCUUGGGAAAUAGUCAAGGUCAUUGAGAUUUCACCCAAGAUAGUUUUUCCUUUUCAAAGAUUAAAAGGGUAGGUUUAAUUCACAUGAUCAUGUAUUCUAUUGACUUACUGUAAAUGUAAGUAUUUUACGCCAAUUCCUCUGUUACUGUCACUGCUUUGAUGGUAGUAGGAUUAGCUAAAUAGAAAUGCUUAGUCUGCAUUAACUGAAAAGUAAGCUCUUGCCUCCGCAGUUGUUGAAUUAAUUAUCAUGUAUAUAUUUCAAGAUGAUAAGGUAAUACAACGGUAGGGACAGAAGAUAAACCCUUCUUCUUCGAUAGCCAGAUAUUAAGGCACCACAAUUGCUAUAAUGGUGUGCCUUUGGAAUGGUGGUUGAACUUGAAUGUUAGUUGGACUUUCCAGUUUCCACAGUGCACUGUAGGAUAUGUGAUUGUUGUGUUGCAGAUGAUUUCUUUCCUUGUUUAUUUCAAUUUCAACCAAGGGGAGAAUUGAACGUCUCUCAGCAAGUCAAAGCAAGCCAACAAACUUGAAUAACAUUGUUCUUAUCUUUCACAAUUACUUGUACUGGGUGCAUUUAUCCUUCCAAUUCCAAACAUUUAAAUAAAUGAUGCUCAAAUGUCAAAAUCCGUCAUGUAAAGCCUUUUUUCCUCCUUUAACAUACGGAAGAAGAAAGGGUCGUAUAUGGUAUUGACGAAUAUUCAGGCAUGUUGAGUGGGGUCAAAGUUUCAGUCAUACACGUGGGGUAGCUUGGUUCCCAGGAGUUGGAUAUGUGAUUGUUGUACGGCUACGAGAGAGAGGUCCUCUGGGCUAUUGGCUUGGUUGUGGCCAAGCAUUUAUAAACGAAAGCUUUGCUUGUUCGGUAGUUGCUUUGGAAAACACCAGCAAAGGGUGGGAUCACUGCUCCAAUGAACAACUCACAGUUAUUACCAUUUCCCUGCAUCAGGGAAUGAAAGGUAAAACUAAACAAGAAGAAAAUAUUAUUUUUUCUUAAUAUAAGCGAUGAAACCGAAGUGUAGGAGUUAGGCCCCCUAACACCCAGAGCAGUAAGGUUGCCGUCUGCCUAUGAAGUACAACCAAUUCCGUAGACCAUUGGUGGGGGAAUUCAGGCUAAGGUUGCUGCCAUUGCUGUGUGGUAUUAUUUCUAUUGACUUUUUUUUUGGGGAUUUAAAUAAAAAGAAUAAUUCCUGUUGCGUGGGAGUUUGGGACAAAGAGUAAAGUGGGGAGGCUUCAAGUCUACGAAAUAAAGGAAGAACCCUUGCCUUUCCCUCUUUCUCCCAGAAGGUUAUGUUUCCAAAAGGACUCCGAAAGCACAUCCUCCCUUCGUUCAACCUUUGAACUAUAAAUAUUUGUUUCCAUUUUUCUUUUAUUAUUCCGCAGAAAAAAAACUAUAGAAGUCAAACAGAAAAACUAAAGUUGAGAUAUCAUAUCAAAGCAUAGAAUAUUUAGCACCCAACAAUCGUUCAUACUUUAUUAGAAAUCACGGAUAAAGGAGAGAGAAAUCU
Molecule: messenger RNA, 4105 nt
Organism: Durio zibethinus
Lineage: Eukaryota; Viridiplantae; Streptophyta; Magnoliopsida; Malvales; Malvaceae
Product: putative methyltransferase PMT18
Cellular component (GO): cytoplasm; endosome; trans-Golgi network
Molecular function (GO): methyltransferase activity
Source: RefSeq, a predicted model, not a curated record